Xiphophorus couchianus (Monterrey platyfish) is the source of this 4050-nucleotide messenger RNA. RefSeq names its product collagen alpha-2(XI) chain. Gene Ontology annotation, molecular function: extracellular matrix structural constituent. The transcript has 55 exons. The record is from RefSeq and is a predicted model, not a curated record. Bases 320 to 3640 code for a protein of 1106 amino acids. NCBI's taxonomy places the organism in Eukaryota, Metazoa, Chordata, Actinopteri, Cyprinodontiformes, Poeciliidae.
UCUUAAAGGUUACGAUGGAGAGAAGGGAAGCAAAGGGGAGCUGGGUGAGUGGGGUUAUAAGGGAGAAGCUGGAGCUCAGGGGCAAAGAGGAAGAAAAGGAGCAAAGGGAAAUAAGGGAGCCAAAGGCUUUGAUGGGAUUCCCGGCUACAGUGGUAUACCUGGAGUCAGGGGACCUCGUGGUUUCCCAGGACCACCAGGACCUCUGGGAGAAAUCGGAGCUCCAGGCUUUAGCGGUCCUCCUGGUCCACCUGGGAAAAUUGGCCCCAUAGGAUUAGUGGGACUCACUGGAGUUAAGGGGCCUCCUGGUCAUCAAGGACAAAUGGGCUCCAGGGGAGCAGCUGGACCACAGGGAGAGCCUGGUCCAGAUGGAGCAGUGGGGUUUCCUGGUGUGCAGGGCCCUCAGGGAAACCCUGGACUAAUUGGACCUAUAGGACCUAAAGGUGAUCCUGGAGAUCAAGGAGAUGAGGGUGAAAUUGGUGAACCUGGACCUCCUGGACAGAAUGGGGACAUUGGAGAAUCAGGAAAGCCAGGACCCUCAGGUGAUCCUGGUGCCAAAGCCCGGAAAGGUGAGAAAGGAAGCACAGGGUUUAAUGGAGACCUUGGACCUCCAGGGCCUCCAGGAAAACAGGGAGUGAAAGGGCGAAAGGGCCCAAUAGGGCUACAAGGACUGGAAGGACCAAGAGGACUGAUGGGUCUUCCUGGACCCUCUGGAGCUGAUGGCAUUAUGGGAGAGCAAGGGAGGCCGGGAAAAGAAGGAUCCAAGGGAGAUCAAGGACAGAGUGGCAAUCAGGGAAGUCCUGGUUCAAGAGGUGACAAGGGCCGAGGCGGUCGAGCUGGAUUUUCUGGACUGCCUGGACCCAUUGGAGAGAUGGGCAAAUCAGGAGAGAGAGGACCUGAAGGAGAACCUGGUAUUAAGGGAUGGGAAGGCGUUCCAGGGGUUUCAGGACCAAAAGGGAUGAAGGGUUCUCAGGGUCAUUCAGGCAGCAGAGGGCAGGAUGGUGAAAUUGGAGCAAAAGGACCAGCUGGUGAAAACGGAACCACUGGGGAUGCUGGACCUCAAGGACCAAAAGGAUCUUCUGGAAAAUUAGGGUCUCCUGGCAUUCAAGGGCCUGUAGGAAACAGUGGAGAACCUGGCAGCACAGGACUGAAGGGGACACCAGGAAGACCUGGAGACAGAGGGGUUAAAGGUAAACCAGGCCUCAGGGGGCAAUCAGGAAAUGAGGGAUCAAAGGGCAAAAGAGGUGAGAAAGGGCCAAGAGGAAAGCAAGGGCAUCCAGGAGAAAUUGGCGCUCCUGGACCAAAAGGAUACACAGGACCUCCUGGUAUCCAGGGUAACAUUGGGCGCUGGGGUGAGGAAGGACCACGAGGUCCUUCAGGUGGCACAGGACUGCAAGGUUCAGUUGGGCCAGAUGGAGUAACUGGUUAUCCUGGUAAAGAUGGGCCUCCAGGACUCAUAGGAUCAUCUGGUUUUAAAGGUGACAAGGGACUCAGAGGAGCUGUGGGUCAGGAGGGAGUUUCUGGUCUCGAUGGUGAGGAGGGUAAUAUUGGACUUAUGGGACCCAGAGGACCAGCUGGCCAAAAAGGCCUCCCUGGUGACAGGGGAACAACUGGACCGACAGGGCCAAAUGGACUAAAGGGUGACGAGGGCGAAAAAGGAAACCGAGGACCACAAGGACCAAAGGGGCCUCUGGGCAAGCAGGGAUACAGGGGUCCUUCAGGAGACAUAGGGCAACAAGGUCUUCCAAGUCCAAAGGGAGAGGCAGGCCCCGGAGGUUCAUCAGGAAUCCCUGGACAGUUUGGACCUGGAGGCAAAACUGGAGCAGCAGGGGCCAAAGGGCAGAAGGGGACCCAGGGACAGGCUGGCCCUCCUGGUAGGACCGGUCCCACUGGGAAAAUUGGACUGUCGUUGUCUGGUUUAUCAGGCAUAAAAGGAGAAGAGGGUAAAGCAGGAAAGCCUGGACAAAAGGGCAGUCAUGGGGAGAAAGGCAUAACUGGUCCUCCAGGCAUUAAAGGAGACAUGGGAGCAAGAGGCCAACAAGGUGCAAAGGGUGAAACUGGGAAACAUGGCGCAGUGGGCACUGUAGGAAAAUUAGGAUUUGUUGGGUCUCCAGGAUCUAAAGGUCGACCUGGACCUGCUGGUCUUCCUGGUUCUCCUGGAUCCAAAGGAAUUCAGGGACCAAAAGGAAAAAUUGGCCAGUCUGGAAGGAAGGGAACCAAAGGAGCGCCUGGGAAAACUGGAUCUGAUGGCCAAAAAGGGAGGCCUGGACCUCCUGGAACACCUGGAAAACCAGGCUUAAAUGGCUUGGAUGGUUUGCUGGGGGUUGACGGAAAUGAAGGGUAUCCGGGGGCUAUUGGUUUGAGAGGAGCUCCCGGGGCUCCCGGCAGCCUUGGAGAGACAGGAAAACCUGGAGCUCCUGGGAUUAGAGGACACCCUGGAGCUAUCGGGUUUAAGGGUAAAACUGGUUUAAAAGGAGCAAAUGGACCACUUGGACCAGUUGGGUCAAAGGGAGUCCCUGGGCUGAGAGGAGAAAAGGGUGAAACAGGCAGUGUUGGCACUGAGGGUAUUUUGGGUGAAAUUGGGAUACCAGGUCCGGUUGGUCCACUAGGGCCAAAGGGGAAUCCUGGUUUGCAGGGGCUAAAAGGCCAAACUGGUCAAGAAGGAAAUCGUGGAAACCUGGGUGCUUAUGGUCCACCAGGGCAGAGAGGCUCUCCUGGAUUAACUGGUCAUCUUGGAAAAAAGGGGAUCAAGGGAGUCCAAGGAAAAAGAGGACCAAAGGGAGCUGAAGGCAAACCUGGACCUCCUGGACAACCAGGAUUACCCGGCAGACUCAGACAUAAACAAAUACAAUCUGAGUCAGGACCUGAUCUACCAACUGAGCAAAGGCACAAGUCCAGAACCAGUUCAAGGCACAGACUGAAAAAUUCCCAGGAUUCUCCUAAUCUACUAAAAACAGAUGAACAAAAGCAGAGCCGGUUGAGGUCACUGUCUGCAGAUGAGCAAGCUGAGGAAUCCUCCAGCUUGCCUUUGGGAACAAAAGAUGAUCCAGGCACCACCUGCUAUGAAUUGAAACUUAUCCAUCCACAUCUGGAAGAUGGUUAUUUUUAUAUGGACCCCAAUCAAGGCUGUGCAUGCGAUGCAGUGAAAGUCUUCUGCAACUUCACAGCUGGAGGAGCAACCUGCAUAGAUCCUCAACAUUCACAGAUCAAAAUGAGUUUGAAACCAGACAUGAAGUCAAGAAUGCCGGUGCAGUGGUUUACUCAAUACAACAAAUACGGAUUGGAGUAUACUACUGUGGACAUUGUACAGCUGAGGUUUUUGAGGUUCCACAGUCACACUUCUUUCCAGCACAUCACUCUCAGAUGUGCAGGAAACCAGUCCAGUCCCACUGCCACUGCAGAUUUAGCCAAGUGGAUUGUAAACUUGCAGGGGGAUUCUGGCAAAAUCAUCGACACAAGCUUCAUUGCAGUGUCCAGGAAAACCUGUGAGGUGCACAUGGUGGUGAAGGUUCGAGGUAGCACAGAGUUGCAUCGAGGGGAUAUGGAGUUACUUCCUGUCAGAGAUUUGGGAAUAGAGUUGAGCAGUACACCCAGCAGUAUCUCUGAGAUCUUUGUAGUUUUGGGACCUCUCUGCUUCUUGUGAGCAGUGUUAUGUAUAGGAUUAUAUUCCUCAUGGGUCAAUAAAAUUAUGUAAGUUAUUGUAUACAAUCCAUACUAUAUAUGUCAAGAGGGUAAUUUAGUUAGAUAUGAUUUAGUUUCAAUUGUUUUUGUAUAUUUUGUAAAUAUUUAUUUGGAUGUAAAGCUAUUAUUUGCUCAAAUACAUCAUUGUUUGAUAUUUGAUUGAUAGUGUACAGUUAUUUUAUAUAUAUUUUUCUCCAUUCACAUUGAUAUAUUUAAUCCGGAUAUACAUUUUAUGUAUUGAAAGUGCUAACAAUGUAGAGUAGAUGCUGAACUUUGACAAGUUAAUGUUAUUUUCUGAUGUUUAUUUCACUGUUGGAAGUUGUUCCUUGUUUGUGCACACAAUCUUGUCCAAUAAAGCUGAUUCUGUUUUUA